Cucurbita pepo subsp. pepo (vegetable marrow) is the source of this 1802-nucleotide messenger RNA. The record is from RefSeq and is a predicted model, not a curated record. Lineage: Eukaryota; Viridiplantae; Streptophyta; Magnoliopsida; Cucurbitales; Cucurbitaceae.
AUGAAUUCUUCUCCAUUACUCCCUCUUUCUCUUACCCUUCUUGUUUUAUGUUCAUGUUCAUCAUGGGUUUCAGCCAAUUUCGGCAAACCCCAUCAAAACUUUCUUCAAUGUCUCUCCCAUUAUUCUCAAGAUGGCUCCUCCAUUUCAAAUGUCCUUUACACUCCCUUCAAUUCCUCAUAUUCUAAUGUCUUGAAUUUCACCCUUAGAAACCUUAGAUUCUCAACCCCUCAAACCCCAAAGCCACUCCUCAUCAUAACACCAUUACAUGUUUCCCACAUUCAAGCAGCCGUCCUUUGUUCCAAAUCCCACAGCCUUCAAAUCCGAACACGAAGCGGCGGCCAUGAUUUCGAGGGUCUUUCUUACGUCGCUUCGUUACCAUUCAUUAUCGUUGACCUGAUUAACCUAAACUCGAUCUCUAUCGAUGUCGAAAGUAAGACGGCGUGGGUUCAGUCCGGUGCUACUCUUGGUGAGCUUUAUUAUAGUAUUGCUAAGAAAAGUCAAACCUUGACCUUUCCGGCUGGUAUUUGUCCGACCGUUGGGGUUGGUGGACACUUUAGUGGUGGUGGGUAUGGGAGGUUGCUAAGGAAAUAUGGUCUUGCGGCUGAUAAUGUAAUAGACGCUCAAUUGGUUGAUGCAAAUGGGAAAUUUGUUAAUAGAAAGUUGAUGGGAGAAGAUUUGUUUUGGGCCAUUAGAGGCGGCGGCGGAGGGAGCUUUGGAAUAGUGGUGGCUUGGAAGGUGAAGUUGGUUUCGGUUCCGGCGAGUGUGACCCUAUGCAUGGUUAAUAAAACCUCGGAGGAUGGUGCCACCAAGCUCAUUCAUCAAUGGCAAUAUGUGGCUCAUAAAUUGGAAAAUGAUAUAUUUCUUGGCAUCCUUUUGGGAGGAGGGAAUUUUACAAGACAAGGUGACAAAAUAAACCCAAUAGCUCUAUUCUUCUCAUUGUAUCUUGGGAAGGCAGAUGAGCUUGUGGCAAUCCUUAACACAACAUUCCCUGAAUUGGGUUUGUCAAAGAAAGAGUGCAUGGAAACGAGUUGGAUCGAAACAGCAAUCAUCAUGGGCACUGGCCUUCAACCGGGGCUUCAACCAGGAAGUAAGCUGGAAGAUCUACUAAGUAAAACAACUCCCGUUAUUGCAAGCACCAAAAUCAAAUCCGACUAUGUCAAGGAGCCCAUUCCCAUGGCUGCAAUCGAGGGCAUAUGGGAAAGAUUAAGAUCUCAAGAUAUAGAACUGCCACAAUAUUUAUUUGUUCCUUAUGGAGGGAGAAUGGGUCAAAUUUCAGAGUCCGAAACUCCAUUUUCACAUAGAGGUGAGUAUAUGUAUAAAAUUGGAUACACCGUUGGCUGGGUAGAAGGAGGUAUUGAUGCAGAGAAAAGGCACAUAGAUUGGAUACGAGCGCUUUAUAGUUACAUGACUCCUUUCGUUUCGAAGUCACCUAGAGCGGCAUAUCUCAAUUAUAGAGACCUUGAUAUUGGAUCGAACAACAAGUAUGGAAGAACAAGCUAUGAACAAGCUAGCAUUUGGGGUUAUAAGUAUUUUGGGAAAGAGAAUUUUGAUAGAUUGGUUCAUGUUAAGACCAAAGUUGAUCCUUAUGACUUCUUUAGGCAUGAGCAAAGUAUCCCUACUCUCUCAUCCAAAUAGUUGUUACUCUCUAAGUGUUCUGUGAUUUGAUAUAUGUGUUUAAACUAUGCCUCAAACCCUUUUUGUAUGUAGCAAAAUAUUGGGCAUACAUGAGUUUUAAUGUUUUGACUUUCAUUUGUGGUUGUCUUAACAUCAUGUAAUGAAUUCCUUCUUUUCUUCCAAGGAAA